Molecule: messenger RNA, 2624 nt
Organism: Gekko japonicus
Lineage: Eukaryota; Metazoa; Chordata; Lepidosauria; Squamata; Gekkonidae
Gene: ACTG1
Product: actin gamma 1
Exons: 6
Coding region: 72-1199 (375 amino acids)
Source: RefSeq, a predicted model, not a curated record
CGGCGGCAGCGGAUCUAGCAGUAUCGGAUCUCUCUUUCUUCCUAGCUCACACCUCCCUACAGAUCUGCAAAAUGGAAGAAGAAAUUGCAGCGCUUGUCAUUGACAAUGGUUCUGGUAUGUGCAAAGCAGGAUUUGCUGGAGAUGAUGCUCCUCGUGCUGUGUUCCCCUCAAUUGUUGGGCGCCCCCGCCACCAGGGUGUCAUGGUUGGCAUGGGCCAGAAAGAUAGCUAUGUGGGGGAUGAGGCUCAAAGCAAGAGAGGUAUCUUGACCCUGAAGUACCCUAUUGAACAUGGCAUUGUUACCAACUGGGAUGACAUGGAAAAAAUCUGGCAUCACACCUUCUACAAUGAGCUUCGUGUUGCUCCUGAGGAACACCCUGUGCUGCUCACAGAAGCCCCCCUCAAUCCUAAGGCGAACAGAGAGAAGAUGACACAGAUUAUGUUUGAGACAUUCAACACUCCAGCCAUGUAUGUGGCUAUCCAGGCUGUGUUGUCCCUGUAUGCCUCUGGCCGUACCACUGGUAUUGUAAUGGACUCUGGAGAUGGUGUUACACACACUGUGCCCAUCUAUGAGGGUUAUGCCCUUCCUCAUGCCAUUCUGCGACUGGAUUUGGCUGGCCGUGAUCUCACAGACUACCUCAUGAAGAUUUUGACAGAAAGAGGCUACAGCUUCACCACCACAGCUGAAAGGGAAAUUGUGCGAGACAUAAAGGAGAAGUUGUGCUAUGUUGCCUUGGACUUCGAGCAGGAAAUGGCUACAGCUGCUUCCUCCUCCUCCCUGGAGAAGAGCUAUGAAUUGCCUGAUGGUCAGGUGAUCACCAUUGGAAAUGAAAGAUUCAGGUGUCCAGAGGCCCUGUUCCAGCCAUCUUUCCUAGGUAUGGAAUCCUGUGGCAUUCAUGAGACCACUUUCAACUCUAUCAUGAAGUGUGAUGUAGAUAUCAGGAAGGACCUGUAUGCCAACACAGUAUUGUCUGGUGGUACCACAAUGUACCCUGGGAUUGCAGACAGGAUGCAGAAGGAGAUCACAGCUUUGGCUCCUAGCACAAUGAAAAUAAAGAUCAUUGCCCCACCUGAGCGCAAAUACUCUGUCUGGAUUGGUGGCUCUAUCCUUGCAUCUCUGUCUACCUUCCAGCAGAUGUGGAUCAGCAAGCAGGAAUAUGACGAAUCUGGCCCAUCUAUUGUCCACCGUAAAUGCUUCUAAAUGGACUACUGGCAAACGCGUAGCGUUUGCUGCAUGAGUUUUUUUUCACCACCAGUAUAAAUUUGCCUGGGCAAAUGUAUACACCUCAUGCUAGCCUCAUGAAACUGGAAUAAGCCUUCUCUUCAAACAUUGUCAUUGGGAAGUCUGUCUCCGAUAAUCCUGUGAGGAUGUCUACAUGUUGCUGAUAUGACCCUGUUCUCAAGUUAAUUGUUCCCUUUGUACAUAGAAAUAUAACAUACCCUGUAUACAUCUGGCCCAAGACUUGGUACAGGUGGCACUCAUACAUUACAAAGGUUUAACUUGUGUCCCACUACUAGGGACGGUGGUCUUGGCAUAACUAGCGAUGUAACAAUGGAGCUUGAGGCUAGAUCUGUACAGGGUAACAAAGGUCAGACUUCCACUACACAAAGCGCUAAGAAUUCCAGAUCACUAUUGUUGAGGCUGGCAGGAGUUUUGUGAAAAGGAUGGCUGUUUUUGUCUUGCCACUGUUCCUAGCAGGGUUGGAAACAUUUCAUCCAAGCCUUAUGAACCUGUUUUUCUUUCCUUGCCCGCUUGUGUCCCAGCAAGAUAUCACAGGGCAAAAUUGCUCUAACUUGAGUUGCUCUAAUGUUUAAUCAUCAGGUUUAAUUUAUGUAAGAUUUUUGUACGUUGCCUUAAUGUUGUCACACGACAGUAGAAAACCAAAAUUUGUAAGUCAUCCUAAAGUUAAGAAUUGUAAUGCCCAACACUUCAUUGUGAAAGGAAAAUAAAAGCGCUGCAGUAAAUGAAGUGGGCCUGAUGUUGCUUGACUAAUGGGCAAAUAACAAUUGGUAUGUACUCAACUGCCAUGUCACUGUACCUAAGAAGUCUAGCUCAUCAAAUCUUCAUUUGGGAAUAACAAACACAAUAAUGGAUUUUUGUGUUUACAAUUCUAGCUUGUUUUAGCCAACGGCUCCUAUCCAGCCAUUUUAAAGUUACAAAAACACUGCAUUUAGAAAACUUGGAAUUUGAACCUAGAAUUGAAGUCCAACAAAACUAGUACAAUUGUGUGGUCACAUUCUUCAGUGCAUUUAUGUUCUGCCAUGGGUUGAAAGAUGUGUGUACUAUUCAUAAAGUGGUACUUCAGUUUGAUAGGUGGCUGAAGUUUUGUGCAAGGGGUUUAAGGGAGAUUACCGUGGAAAGUUUUUAGACUACACCUGGGAGUUUUGUCAGGUUCAAAGGCUUCAUGUCAUUUUAACUAUUUGGUUGGAUAAGUACUGCUCUUGGUAACACUUAACCUUUUAAAGGUAUUGCUUGCUGAAAUACUUCAGUUGGUAGCAAAAUAAGUUUGGAAGACUUAGAUGUCACAUUUAUUUUGGUGUUCGAUUUCUCAGAUGCUUCUGUGUACCUGAGGAGCGAGCUAUGACUUACAGAAGUUAUGCUAGAUAAAGGUAGCUUGGAAACCUC